Molecule: messenger RNA, 750 nt
Organism: Prunus mume (Japanese apricot)
Lineage: Eukaryota; Viridiplantae; Streptophyta; Magnoliopsida; Rosales; Rosaceae
Source: RefSeq, a predicted model, not a curated record
CAUGCUCUCUUAUAAACACACGUUAAAAAACAUCUAGUACCUAUUGCUAACUGAACAUAAGAAUUCUACAGAGAAUAGAAGACUUUUCUUUUGAGCUUUCAUCAAUGGCAGAUGGGUCUCGAUCUCGAUCUGAAGCCGAGCAACUAAACCAGAGCUCUCAGGAGAGGGUAAGAAACCGCUUUCCUGGUCAUCCUAGAACGCUUUCUGGACAAGAGCCCCAAAGAGAAAGAACUGAACAAGAGCUCCAGCAAAACGAAAAUAGUGAGGCAGAAAAUAUUUAUGAAACUAACGAGACCUUCAACAUUAAUGAGAAUGAUUUCUACGCAAAUGAAAGCACAGAUGUUGGGAUUCACGAUGCUUACAACGAAGAAGGUGGAGGUGGUGUUGAUGUUCAUCAACCAAGGAGGGGUCGAAACCACAACAUUUGUGGCAAUACAUUUUAUGCAAACAAAAGCGAGCGUGUUGGGAUUAGCAAAGUUGGCAACAAGUACAACAACAAGUCGAGCGUACCAUUUCUUCUUGGUCUUCUUGUUCUUCUUGUUAUUGCUUCUUCUUUUUUCUUUUAUUAUCAAUGGUGAGUAAGCAAAACAAAAAAUGAAGCAAGCGGCUUGAGUAAAAAACUGGCACGACUAAGAAGAACAAAAAUAAAUGGUUGGCGAAAAACUAGAUUUUAUGGGGCAGGUCAAGACUUGACCGCAGGAUAUGUAUGUACUUGUUUUGUGGCAAUCAAUAAGUCAGAUUUCUUCGUUA